AUGAAUUACGUGCUCACUCAAAAUUCAUCUAAAGAUCCAUCAAAUCUAGUUAAAAAUACCAGUGUUCAUGAUGUAAAAAUUAGAGUUGGAAAAAAGCCAAAUAUUAAAGAAUUUAAGGCACAUUCUUUUAUUUUAUCUUCUAAGUCAAAUUAUUUUAAAAAAGCAUUUUCUGAACAAUGGGCAAGAAAAGAAGAAGGAUUUUUUAUUUCAAAUCAACCUAAUAUCUCUCCUACAGUGUUUGAAGCUCUUAUAAAUCUUAUUUAUUCAGAGACAAUUUCUAUUGGAAGUAACGAAAGUCUUGUUGAUGUUUUAAUUGUAUCCGACGAACUUGAAUUACUCGAAAUUUAUCAACAACUCGAGAAACAUUUGCUUGAAAAUGAAUCGGCUUGGAAAUUUCCAAAAGAUUUUAUUACGCUAUGUCAACACGAGCUGUUAACUGAUUUAUAUCAAUUUGCGAUAAAAUUAGUGUGUAGAAAUCCUAAACUUAUUGUUGAUUCAAAAGAAUUUAUAAACUUAGAAGAACAACAUCUAAUUCAGAUUUUGAAAUGUGAUGAACUUAUGCUAGAAGAAAUUGAAAUUUGGGAAUAUUUAAUUGAAUGGGGAAUAGAAAAUACUGAUUCUAUUUCGAAUGAUGAUUUUACUGAAUGGACACCGAUGGAUUUCAGUGAGCUAGAAAGAACUUUGCAUAAUUGUAUUCCUUACAUUCGAUUUUCCCAAAUGCCUCCUGAAGUAUUUAACGAACUUGAAUUUAAAAGCAUUCUACCAAAAGAUCUUGUUGAUGAUGUCCUAAAAUAUUUUUCAGAUCCUAAUUCUAAACCUUUAUUAAAAAAUUUACCAUUAAGAGCAUCAGCAUAUCUUCUUGAUUCUAAAAUAAUCAAUGCUAAAGAUGUAGCAGUAAUAGCGAGCUGGAUUGAUAAGAAAAAAGGAAUUCCUUAUCGUACAAAAGAUAUACCUUUUAAAUUUGAGCUUAUUUAUCGUGCCAGCCUUGAAAGAUUUAACAUUAAUAAAUUUCAUGAAUGUUGUGAUAAUAAGGGACCAACCGUUGUUGUCAUUAAAGUUCGGAAAUCGGGAGAAAUAAUUGGUGGGUAUAAUCCGUUAGAUUGGCGGAGUGAUCAUGAAUAUCAAGCGUCAGAUAGCUUUUUGUUUUCAUUAUUUUCAUUAACAAAUGGAGUAAUUCCCAUAUUAAGCCGAAUCUCUUCUAAAAAUGAAGCAAUUAUCUGGUGUAAAAACAAAGGACCGUGCUUUGGUUUUCAAGAUUUGUGGAUCCGGAGUGAUUCAAGAUUUGGCAAAAGCAAGCAAAAAUCUUACGAAAAGAAAAUUAUUGAUAAUGAAUCCUUUAACAUAGCAGAAUACGAAGUAUUUCAAGUUAUUGACAAGAGAUUCUCAUUCUUUAAACUUAUUAAGGAAAUAUAUGAUUUUAUUGAAACUGUUGAGAAAAGAUUUAGGGAAAAUGUUGAGAAAAAAUUUAGGGGAAUUGUUAGGAAAAUCAUUCAUUCUGAUCUAGCGUUAUUAAAAUAUAUUCUUAAUUUACGUGUAAUUGUAGUUGAGCUAUUUGAUUUUGUAUUACUUAAUAUCUAA
Messenger RNA from Rhizophagus irregularis DAOM 181602=DAOM 197198, 1578 nucleotides. The record is from RefSeq and is a predicted model, not a curated record. NCBI's taxonomy places the organism in Eukaryota, Fungi, Glomeromycota, Glomeromycetes, Glomerales, Glomeraceae.